UCAUUGGUGUUUUGAUAUUGAAAUGACUAAUUUGUUGACAAGUAUUCUGAGUUUUCCAAUUUUAAUCCUACUUAUUAAUGUUGAAAUUCUUUGAAGUACGUCUAUUUUGAUAACGUAGCGAUAAAAUAAUCCGCAAUGAUUAUUUUGAUCCGGUGACAUCUAUUACUUGACGUGAUAACUGUAUGCAUUGUGAUAUUUUAUAUUUGAUAUUUAAUGGGUUGUGCUGUAUCAGGUAUCCAGCCCAUAAUGUCUUUGUUCGGCCGACAUUCUAGUAAUUCUCAGGAUAAUCGAGCAAAGCUGGAAAGAAAACUAUACCUAGCUAGAGAAUCGCCAGAACCCGAUUUCGAUUUAUCUGACUGUCAGAUACGCCGCUUGCCUACUGGUAUAUUCUCGAUAUGCAAAGUAUUUAGAAAAGACUAUUUAUAUCUUCACAAUAACAGCUUGCAAUCGCUUGAAGAUGGAGGGCAGUUAUCAGAUCUCCAAUUGAUUAAAGUUUUGAAUUUAAGUAAUAAUCACUUCUCACGUUUACCUAACAAUAUAAGAUAUCUGGUAAGUUUGACAGAAUUAUACCUUCAAAACAACUAUCUCGAAUCUCUACCAGAAGGAAUAAAGUUUUUAGAAUGUUUACAAGUUUUAGAUGUCUCAAAUAAUAAAUUGAGAAGUUUGAUUUCAGUGUUGGGUAAUUUAAAGUGUCUGCGAGUAUUAAAAAUCUUUGAUAAUAGGAGUUUAAAUAAGCUGUGUCCAGAACUAUGUUUCGCUACAAAUUUGCUUUCAAUUGAACUAGAUGGUAAGAAUUUUAUCUAUCCACCUGCAGAAAUAACUACUAAAGGGACAGCUGAAAUUAUGAAAUACUUGUGUUUAGAAAUGAAUGUUGAAUAUACAACACCUAUUCAUGUUAAUUCAAAUAUUUCACCAACUCAAACUCCAAGCACCAAUUACAAUGUUUUUGAGAAACAAGUAAGCAUUACAUGGGAGGAACAAGAAGCUAAAAUGAUUGAGCAGGAAAAUAAAAUACAUAAAGCAAAUCAGGUGCAGAGAGAAAAGUUUUUAUCAAAGUUUUUAAAGGAGCAGCAAGAUUUAGACAGUGAAAUAGCUAAAGUACAAGGAAUCAGAGAUAUUGAAAGACAGAAACUAAUGAGAUCUAUACAGAAAGAAGAAGAAGACAUAGAGUGCUUGGUUAAAAACUUUAUCCAGGUUGAUAGGCUCAAACCAGAAGUUGUUCAACAGCAACUUGCUUAUGAACAAGCAGAGCAUAAUCGUUUGCUUGAAAUUACUAGGCAAAAUUAUGAUAAUGUGCGAAGAGCUGAUAUUUUAAUUGCAAUGGAGAAACUAAUAGAAAAUGAUUAUCAUAUUCAAUACCACAAGAAAAAUUACAUGGAUGAUCUAAAUAACAUCAAGCAAAGUUUACUAUCACAAGAGUCAGAGGGUACACAAAAACUAGUGCAACUAUUAAAUGCUAAAGAUGAAUCUCGGACAGUGUUGAUUCAACAGGUUUUAGAAGAUCAAGAUAUUCAAAAAGCUAUGGUCUCAUCCCUUCUCGACAGGGUUGAUGCAAAAAGUUGGAGUCUGAACCAAGAAAUAUCACUGAUUUCAACACAUUUAGCACGACUUAGUGUUAUUGAACAGGAAAAAAAGAAGAUGCAAAUUGCAUUUAAUUAUAAUGAGCUACUAACCCAGAGGUUAAAGUUGGUGGACUUUUUAGAUGAUCUCUUGGACCAGAGAAAUAAACACAGGAAGCAAUUAAUUAACACUUUGAAGGAAGCAGAAAGUGAAAACAAUAUCCCGAAUGACUUUUGGUUAAAAAGUUAUCAAAAACUCCUAGAUUCUGCCCCUAAAUCUUUAUUUAAUGUUGGAAAGCUAGAUCCUAUUUUUGCAAAUUAUCUCUUGCAAGAAGGAGUUAUUCAUUGUUUGCCCUUCUUGGCAAAGUCUCUUAUAUGUGGUGAGUCUUUAUUAAAUAUAAGUCAUGAGAGUUUGAAAGAGAGGGGAGUAUCUUUGAGUUCAGAUAGGGAGAGUAUUUUAAGAGCUUUAAAAUUGUAUGUGGAAGAGAAAAGUCAAAAUAAUGUUGAAUCCAAUAGUUUACCAUUAAGUCCUAGUGCCCCUCCUUCAGAACAGGUACAAAAUUGUUCAGGUAUUUUGAAUGUGGAUGAAAAAGAAAGCUCAAAUGUAGAGGGUGAAUGUGUUAUAUGUAUGGAUGCAAAGUCUGGAGUUGUUUUUGUACCAUGUGGUCACAUGUGUUGCUGCCAAUCAUGCGCACAAAAUGAAUUAGAAGGCUGCCCGAUGUGUAGAACAAUGAUAGAAAGGACAAUUAGAGUCAUUUUAUCCUAGUUAUAUAAAUAUAAGUAAGAUAUUACAUACACCAUAUUAUUUAUAAACAAAAUAAAUUUAUAUUUCCUAAUUAAGAUUUGCACCUAUGGUGUAUGACUGGUAAUUUAAUUAUUUAAAAUACAUAAUGGAAUUCUUAUUAUUUCAUAAGACAACUAUAGCUUAAUCUGAUCACAGGAGGAAUAUAACAACUUUGACAUUGAAGUGACAUUACGAUGUAAAAUAUUCGUGAAUUUGUUUUGUUGAUAAUUGAAGUGGAUAUAAGUAGUUCACUGAAACAGUUUUUUUUUAUAAAUAAAUAUAUUAUUAAUCAAGAACUGUUCCUAGUGCAUAAUAUAUCUAUUAACAAAUUAUAUUGCUUAUGUAAAUCAAAGACUUGUUUAUCUCUACUCCUACGAUUGGGCUAUAUGUGAUGUGAGAUAAUCCAGAGAUUAUAAUCCAAGCAAUAACUUGUAUUGUGAUAUAUUUAUCAAUAAAAUUAUUUCAAAAACCUCAUUACUACAACAUUUAACCAACAUGUCAAAUUAACUUCAAACCAGAGUUACAAGUGUUUUUUACUUUAAUAUCAAAAACUGAUAUCUAUACAUAAUGAAAAGAUGCUAGUAUUUUCUUGAUUUGUUUAACUGUUCUUAAAAUGUUAUGAAAUUUUAAGGACUAUGUAACAUAUUAUUUUUAUCAUGUACUGAAUCAUUAAAUUACAUUUAAAUUCGGAAAAAAUAUGACCCAGAAAAUAAUCUUGAAUUAAAUUUAUUAUUCUGUCAAAUCUACUGCCUUUAUAUCUAUUAAGCUUUUUAGUGUAUUGCCAAACUAGUUUUGAAUAGUCGUAAUAAUAAUAAAAGAUAUUUAGAACAAGCAAAGUUGCUUUGUCAUUAAGUUACAUUUAAAUAUAUUUGAAAUGGGUUUGAAUCUAACAUAAUACUUGAAUAUGACUAAGGAAGCUAGUCAUAGGUAAUGAUAGUGAUAUAUUCUAAGUCUGAUGUUUUCAUUGUUGUCAUAAAUCUAUUUAUUAUAAGUAUUUCAUAUUUGAAAAUACUAGUGCCUUGUAAGUGUUGUUUUUUUUUGUAAACCAUCAAAAUAAUAACUUUUAAUGUGACAUAUCUGUAUUCCAUUAUUGUUGUUAUAUGUAAUUAUGGUAUUCACAUCAAAUAUAAAUUAAAAGCUGUGAUUAUUAUGUUUCAAAAUAUUAAAUGAUACUUCAUUCCCGUUAGUGGAAUUAACUAC
Molecule: messenger RNA, 3543 nt
Organism: Vanessa atalanta (red admiral)
Lineage: Eukaryota; Metazoa; Arthropoda; Insecta; Lepidoptera; Nymphalidae
Product: E3 ubiquitin-protein ligase LRSAM1-like
Exons: 1
Coding region: 214-2325 (703 amino acids)
Biological process (GO): regulation of cell cycle; negative regulation of apoptotic process
Cellular component (GO): nucleus; spindle microtubule; cytoplasm
Molecular function (GO): protein binding; cysteine-type endopeptidase inhibitor activity involved in apoptotic process
Source: RefSeq, a predicted model, not a curated record